Messenger RNA from Cyprinodon tularosa, 1561 nucleotides. RefSeq names its product elongator acetyltransferase complex subunit 4 (gene elp4). Gene Ontology annotation, biological process: tRNA wobble uridine modification. NCBI's taxonomy places the organism in Eukaryota, Metazoa, Chordata, Actinopteri, Cyprinodontiformes, Cyprinodontidae. The record is from RefSeq and is a predicted model, not a curated record. The transcript is spliced from 10 exons. Gene Ontology annotation, cellular component: cytoplasm; transcription elongation factor complex; elongator holoenzyme complex. The coding region runs from base 11 to 1222 and encodes 403 amino acids.
UAUUGCCAAUAUGGCAGCUCCCAUGAACAAUGUGUGUAAACCAUCAAGUGAGCGUUUACAUGUUAAUGCUACGAGCUUUCAGAAGAAAACAAGGAGUAAACUGAUCUCAAUUCCCGGGACGAGACCUUCGGUCCAAAAUGGACAACUCUUGGUUUCCACCGGUGUCACGUCGUUGGAUUAUCUGCUCGGUGGUGGGUUAGCUGUUGGGACAGUGCUUCUCAUUGAGGAGGACCGAUAUGACAGCUACUCCCGCAUGAUCUUAAAGUACUUUCUGGCAGAGGGAGUGGUGUGUCGCCAUGAACUUUUUGUGGCGACAGCUCAAGAAAGCCCUGAUGACAUCCUACAGGAGCUACCAGCCCCCAUUUUGGAUGAUGUUGCUGUUGCCAAACCUGUUGAGCAGCCCAGGCUGAGUGGUGAACCCCAGGACAGUUUGGAUGCCAUGAAGAUUGCCUGGCGCUACCAGAAUCUCCCUAAAGUGCAGAGUGCUUUGGCAUCUUCGUCUCGUUUUGGACACUACUACGAUGUCUCAAAGACGAUGGAGGAGGAAAUUCGCCAAGCGGCCACGUUUCACCGCUUCUACCUUCCAGAUCACGUCACCCCUUCAUCAGAGGCACACAGGGUUGAGUCAUACUCUGCCUUACUGAAGUCACUGCAAGAGGUCAUUCAGAGAGAGGGCUUUGAUUUGGCGACCCCAAUGUCAAAGUCACGUAACAUCCUGCGUGUCGGGCUUCACUCUCUGGGCUCGGCUCUGUGGGGGGACGACCUUUGUUGCCAUGACAAACCUAGCAACAGCCACGCCCUGACCACCUUUCUGUAUGGACUUCGUGCGUUACUGAGGUCUUCGCUGUCAGUUGCCGUGGUAACCUUACCCUCUCAUCUCAUCCAGGAUAGAGCUCUAAUGGGCAGCAUAACCCGGCUGUGUGACAAUGCCAUCGCCCUGGAAUCAUUCAAAGGCUCUGAGAGAGAGACCAACCCUCUCUACAAAGACUACCAUGGCUUGCUGUACGUACGCCAGGUGCCUCACCUGAACUGUCUGGCAAGCCAGCUCCCUGACCACAAGGACCUGGCCUUUAAGCUCAAGAGGAAACAGUUUAGUAUUGAGCGAUUGCAUUUGCCUCCGGACUUGUCCGAGACAGUGAGUCGUGUCAGCAGGGGGGAGCUUGCAGGAGUAGCUUCUGCCUGUGGCUCCAGUGCUUCUGGCAACAAAAACCUGGACUUUUGACAGGAAACCAAAGACUGGAAUGGUGUGGCCGUUGCCCUCUUUGCAGCGGCGUCAGGGGUGUUGCAUCGUUCAGGUGAUGUCAACCACAAUCAAGCAGCAAGCUGUUACCACCUGCCAACCAACCCAGCGAGAGGUGAAGAUCUAAACAUCAACAGCUUCUCUGGUCAUCAUAAACCAUCAUUUGCAGUCAUUUUCAUGCAAAUCUAUUUAGUUGUCAUAAUUUUGUUUAAAUAUUAAGGCGCAGUCCUUCAAACUGUCAGAAGGUUUCAUUAAAAGUUAACUUUAUUUUUUUUUUCUCUUUUGUUACCCAUACAAAUAAAACAUUUGUGAACCUAGCUG